AUGGAUGUGGAGGAGAGAAUCUCUACUAAAAAGAAGAUGGAUUUGGAGGGUUUAUCAGUCAUCUGCAGCGAUCUCGGUGUCGUCGAGGAAGACGGCGAUAGAAGAAGAAUUGGGUACUCCAAAAGUGAUUACUGUCUCGACAAUCUGAAAGACUUGCUGAGAUUUUUGAGACGCGACGAUCCAGAGAGCAGGGAAGUUUUCAAGCAGGUCUGUGCGUGGAAUAUAGUCUCAAAAGAUUUGAUUCCGAUCAUUGAGCAUUACCAAGAUGAACAUAACUUAGUUCUAAACGCAGUUAAGGUGUUGGUGUUUCUCACAAUGCCUAUAGAGCCUGAUUCAGAUGAUGUUCCUCAGCAGAUUGAGUAUCUAUGGGGCUUGAAAUCUGCCAUUACUUUCAGUAACAUUGUUGCUGUGAUUGUUUCCUUGUUAGAAACCCCUCUCGAGAACUUAGAGUCAGAUGAAUUCAACGAGGAAGACUGGAAACUGGUUCAGCUUGUGCUCACUCUGUUCAGGAAUUUACUGGCUAUCCAUGACAUCUCCCCGAUUCAGAAGGCUGGAGAGUCCACUUGUUACUUUCUGUCGCUGAGGGAUCAGUUUCUUGAACUUCUGUCCCGUGAGAACGUGAUGGACAUAUUUCUAGUAAUCACUCAGACUAUUGAGGUUCGUAACAGUUUGCUGAGACAUGACAACCUGCUUCUGCUGGAGAUCUAUCACUAUAUUCUCCUGGGUCAAGAUAUGGAGCUCAUUGCAAAGGCUAAUGAGAAGUUGGAUCAAGGGAAAAAGGCUUCUGUUGAGAGCUUGAAGAAGUUAAUGGAAGAGGAGGGAGCCAAGAGGAAGCUUGCAAGACUCCACAAUAUGAAUCAGCAGCGUAAUUCACAAUUUGGUGGGACAUUCACUCGUGUUACAAUGGGUGGCACUAAAGCUGUACUAAAGGGAAUACCUUCUACUGAGGAGAGCACAAUGCUAAAGCCUCACAAAGGUCGUGGAGCCGCAGAAAAGAUUGUCUGGGAACAUGGACCAAUGUCCGUGACAAAUGACAAUGUUUUGAAGUUGCUACAUGAUUUCAUCAGUCAGUUUAUGUCAGGAGGAUAUAAUGUUCUGAUGAAGUCAGUCUGUGAAGAUAUAGAAAAGGAGCAUCUUCAAAAUAGCGACAUUGUUAUUUUCUUCCAAGUUGCUCAGGCCGUCACCUCAUUUCAGCUUCACAAGUCUUCGGCUUCUUAUCCAGGAAGAGGAACAGAAGAAACUUCUGAACCUUCUACCGACCAGAAUGCCGGAGGAAACUUCUCUAAGAGCGACAUUUGUGCUCCGGUUGCAGCAACGAUUAAUGACAGAAUGUUUUUGCUUGUCAUUUCAAAAUGGCGCAGUGCGUUUGAUGGUCUGAAGGAAACUAAAGAUUUUAAGUUUCUAUCUGCAGCAGGCUCUCUUGUGAAAACUAUGCUUUGCUUGUUAGAUCUGGUACUUAGAUUGCUACCUGAAGACUCUACAGAAGCUUCUACUGUCCGCAUUUUGCUUUAUAAGUUGUUUUACGAUCAAACUGAUCAAGGGAUGUGUCAGUUCAUCCUGAAUCUGGUGAAAAGUUUUGACACGCACAAGCAACCUAAAAGUGAGCUUGGAGACCUGGUCGAAAGCAUUCACACAAUAGUAGGCCUUAUGGAAAACCUUCAAGGUCGUGGAACUUUGAGGGUUUCAAAAAAAUCAAGGAAGGCAAGAAAGAAAAAAACCAUGAGAAAUAAAGAGGCCACAGUGCACGAACUAAAUGAAGAUCAUCCAGAAUCAAACGAAGCUAACACUGCAAAAGGCACACCGAUGGUUAAUUCAACAAUUUCAACUGAGGAUGGACCGAUGGAUGUGCCUGAAGCUGAUGAAACUCAUCAUACACACAGCCCUAAAUCAAAUCAUUUGGUUGAUGAUUUGUCUUGCGGCACUGACGAUUCUUCUGAUGGCGAAGAGCAAAAUGCAACAGAUGAAGUUGAUUUCAAGGUUUCAACAUUCAUUUCUGCUUUUGCAAACAACAGCAUCAUUCAAAACAUAUGCUGGUUGCUAAAGUUCUACAAAAGCAACCCAAAACAAACGAAUCACCACAUUGUAAGCAUCUUGCGGAGAAUUACAGAAGAACUGGAACUAUCUCCCAUGUUGUAUCAGCUGUCUCUGCUAAUAACAUUCCAUAAGAUCCUUGAUGAGCAGAAAGCUUGUCCUUGUAAAGACUAUGAAAACAUAGUGACCUUCCUGACAGAUCUGGUUAGGAAUAUGUUGAAGAAAAUGAAGUCACAGCCUCUACUCUUUGUGGAAAUUCUCUUCCCAAAGAGUCGAAAAGAAUGCCAUUACAUAAAUGCUGAGUACAUGUUGCAUGAGCUUGGCCAUCUGAGGAAACAAAUGGGAAAUCAAGAGAAGGUCUCAGGAACGGAGGAAACUGAUUGGCCAUCGGACAAAGGAUGGGCCCCCAGAAACCUAGCAGAUGCUCUAGGUGAUGAUGAAGCUGAUGUGGUGAUAUCUUAUGAUCGAGGAUUUCAAAAGUACCAAAGUGAGGACGAGGACGAUGACGAUAACGAUAACUUCGUGGAAAAAGAAUCUGCAGGACCAUCUAAAAGAAAACGAAGACUUGUUUUAGAUACUGAUACGGAGAUAAAAAUUAAAGAGCUUUAUGAAACGUUCAAAGAUGAUAAAGAUUGCAGCCGGCUUAUUGCCGAAACUUUGGACCCUGAUGGUGGAAUUUCUGCGGCACAAGUAACCAACAAGCUUAAACAGCUAGGUCUAGAAAAAAGGAAAAGGCAUCGGCGUGGUGAUAGCUCUCUGGAAGCAAGUGGCGGCAAAAAUGGAAAUGAUGAUCUAGAUCACGUUGAGGCAGCAUCAGAUCAGCAACCUUCGAACACAAGAAAAAGAGUGAGUUCUUUUAGCAAAGAACAAGAAACGCUUAUUAAGGAACUUUACGAGAAGUUCAAGGACCAAAGACGCUGCUCUUAUUUGAUUGCCAAUGAAUUGGGCUCUGAAAACACAUUCACCACUGCUCAAGUUUCACGUAAACUAAAGCAACUUGGCCUUCCUCUCCCUCUUGGUAAGAAAUAUAAAGCUGGCAUGAUGCUGAGAGAUGACCAUGAUGAUUCCUCACAAGAUGACUCUGACAACGAAACAUUAUCAGCAUUCAAGAAGAGGAAGAGCAGAAAAAGUCAGAAGAUCGAGAAGCACACGAGAUCAAGCAAUGAGAUCACUCCAAAAAGUUCUGAAGACAAGACAGAACGGAAUGAAACUAGUCCACAUGUGCCUACCAAUGGCAAAGAUGAGGACACUGAUCAAAACCACAUCAAGGGGCAAAGUAAAGUAUCACAAACAGAUGUUCAUAUCAGCGACAAUGCUCCUUCUACUUCGUGGCCAGAAGAUCCAAAUCUUCUAUCUGAUCACGAACUGGAGGAUGAUGAGUUGGCAGAUUCCGGUGAGGACGUCGCACCUAUUUCUGCGUCUCUUACUCAAAGUCCGCUUAGCAGAAGGAAACUGAAGAUGGUAUUUGAUGAGGAUGAUUGA
Molecule: messenger RNA, 3513 nt
Organism: Microthlaspi erraticum
Lineage: Eukaryota; Viridiplantae; Streptophyta; Magnoliopsida; Brassicales; Brassicaceae
Source: the annotation of a GenBank genome assembly